Messenger RNA from Magallana angulata, 2322 nucleotides. RefSeq names its product WW domain-binding protein 11-like. Bases 155 to 1882 code for a protein of 575 amino acids. Gene Ontology annotation, cellular component: spliceosomal complex. The record is from RefSeq and is a predicted model, not a curated record. Lineage: Eukaryota; Metazoa; Mollusca; Bivalvia; Ostreida; Ostreidae. The transcript has 14 exons. Gene Ontology annotation, biological process: mRNA cis splicing, via spliceosome.
GGCAAUGUGCAUAAAUGAAAGCUUGCGUAGUGAAACUGAAGCAAAAAUUUACAAACUAGGAGCAAAAUGCAACGAAGUUGAGGCUUGAUUUACAGCAAAAUACCAUAAAACACAUUUUCUUAUUCGUUUAUUUUCGGUUUACAAAAUCAGAAAGAUGGGACGAAGGUCAAUCAACACCACCAAGAGUGGGAAAUUCAUGAACCCCACUGACCAAGCCAGAAAAGAAGCUAGGAAGAAGGAAUUGAAAAAGAAUAAAAAACAGCGUAUGAUGGUUCGAACUGCAGUGCUCAAAGGAAAAGAUCCUUUAAAGCUGUUACAAGAAAUGGAAAUAAUCGAUCAAAUGGAAUUUAAUCCUAUUGAUGCACCAAAACUAAGUGAAAAGGUCUUGAAAGACAAAAGGAAAAAACUGAAGGAAACAUUUCAGAGAGUUAUAAAACUUUAUGAAAAAGAAAACCCAGAUUUAGCCAAAGAUUUACAAAAGCAAGAAGUGGAAUAUGACAGAAAAAGAGAAAAACUUCAAGUCUUUUAUGAACAAGUGAAGAAUGCAGAGAGAGUAAAAUUAGACCAGAUUCCUUUGCCAGCAUUACCGCAGCAGGAUACAUCUACUUCAAUGAUACCUUUACCAAGUGAUAUACCCCUUCCGAUGGGCCAGGAUAGACCACAUGGCAUACUCAAGAAAUCAGCUUAUGAAAAAAGUUUGUCUGGUUUUGACCUGGAGGCAGCGAGGCGACGCCCACCCCCCGGUCCACCCCCUGGCCCCCCUCCUGCUCUCAGUGACAGUGAGGAUGAGGAAGAAUACGACCCUGCCAAAGGUAUUGAAGAAAAUAUAGGCACAGUUGAUGUAGAUGUUGAACAUCCACAUGAUGUUUCAGAUGAUCGCAUGGAAACAGAACAUACUUCAGCAAAUAGCAAACAGAAGAAAAUAAGAUUUAUAGACGAUGCAUCAAGAAAUCCAGAUGAGGAAGAAAAGGACACAAGACUGAAAUUUGCUCGACCUAAACCAGCAGGAGUUACUCCCCUUCAAGCAAAAAUGUUGAAAUUGGCUGGGCAGCAGGCUCCUAUUAAGGAGAAAAAAGAGAGACAAGUAGAAAGUGAUGAUUCAGACUCUGAUGAUGAGAAGACAGAGGCACAUCAGGAACAGUCAACACACCUGACUGAGGUGUCCUCAAGAGAUGAAACAGAGGCAGCACAAGCCGGGAGACUGGUCCCUCCCGGACCCCCUCCUGGUGCCCCACCAGGCGCCCCUCCUGGAGCCCCUCCUGGUGUACCUCCAGGUCCUCCCCCAGGUGUACCUCCCAUGAUGUUCAGACCUCCCCCACUGAGGGGUGGUCCUCCAGGAGCCCCACCCAGAAUGUUACCCCCAGGGCCACCUCCUGGAAGACCCCAGGGGCUACCACCUGGUCCCCCGCCAGGGUUACCUCCCAACUUACAAAUACCCGGGCAGAGAAUGCCACCUGCUCCUCCAGGUGUACCUCCUCCAAGGAUAAUGAGGCCUCCGUCUGGUCCCCCAGGAGUUUUACCCCCAGGACUUCCUCCCCCUCCAGGGGUCGGGCCUAACCCUAAUGUCCUCAGUGCUCCUCCCAGCAUUAUGAAGCCUCCUCGGAAAUCAGGAGAAGAGGAGAAGAAAAACAUGGCCACCAUCGAGGCCAAACCUCAGAUCAAGAAUUUGUUGGGGGAUGUGACAAGAUUUAUGCCUACUACUCUGAAAGUCAAGAGAGAAGGAAAGGAUGCCAAGGGCAGGAUAAAGAUUCAUUCACGAGAAGAGGAGAGGAGGCCACUAAGUUUGUCUCAGGUGGCAGCACCUACUGUGACGACAGUUCCCACAAAGACAAAGGACGAUGCCUAUGACCAGUUCAUGAAGGAGAUGUCAGACUUAUUAUAGUGCCAACAGAAUCAUUACCCGGUACAAGAAUCUAGAUCUUCUGACUUUAAAGGAAAACUGUGUACUAGUGUCAGGGUUUUCCUACAAAGAUUUUCAUUCAUUUGGAGGAUAACAUCAUUUUGAAGCAGACAUUAACAAUUUAAAAUUGUGAUCAAUCAUGAAAUGUGUUUCUUAUGCUUGUAUUGCAUUUUGAGAUGAUUUUAAAACAAUCACAAUGCUUGUACAUGAAUUUAAAUGAACUUUGGAGUUACUGGAAAUGGAUUAUUUCCCUUUGAUUGCAAGUUGCACUGUAAAUGAAAUGCAUUCAGAGAUAUUUAUCAUGUACAUUAUAAAUGUAUGAUGUGUUUCAUUAGAAUCAUUGUCUGCAGUGUUCAUCAAGAAAACAUGAGUUACAUGUACAUGUUUUAAUGAUUAGAACAAUUGCAAGGAAUUUGAUUUAA